Medicago truncatula (barrel medic) is the source of this 2652-nucleotide messenger RNA. Its product is annotated as zinc finger CCCH domain-containing protein 64. Lineage: Eukaryota; Viridiplantae; Streptophyta; Magnoliopsida; Fabales; Fabaceae. The transcript is spliced from 10 exons. The coding region runs from base 86 to 1903 and encodes 605 amino acids. Gene Ontology annotation, cellular component: post-mRNA release spliceosomal complex. The record is from RefSeq and is a predicted model, not a curated record. Gene Ontology annotation, molecular function: RNA lariat debranching enzyme activator activity; metal ion binding. Gene Ontology annotation, biological process: mRNA splicing, via spliceosome.
AUGAAACCAAAUCAAAUACCCAUCACACACUAGUUCGUGUGACGAGGGACUAAUUCGGGGACAGUCAAAGGUAUCAAAAUCUGUUAUGGCUCCGAGAAUCCUACUCUGCGGCGACGUUAACGGCCGUCUUAACCAGCUCUUCAAGCGCGUCUCAUCGGUGAACAAAUCCGCGGGCCCAUUCGACGCACUCUUAUGCGUUGGCCAGUUCUUCCCUGACUCUCCGGACCUGCUUGAUGACUUCACGGCAUACAUUGAAGGUGGUGGAUCCCACAUUCCCCUCCCUACUUACUUCAUCGGCGAUUACGGCGUCGCCGCCCCCAAAUUUUUGUUGGCGGCUUCUAAGGACUCCGUCAACUGUGGUUUCAAGAUGGAUGGGUUAAGGGUUUGCGAUAAUUUGUUUUGGUUGAAAGGCAGUGGAAAAUUCAACCUCUUCGGGUUAUCUGUCACCUAUUUAUCUGGUAGGAAAUCGUCAACUGGUCAGCAGUUUGGAACUUACAGUGAAGACGAUGCUGAUGCUUUGCGUGCGAUAGCUGAGGAAUCUGGAGUUGUUGAUCUGUUCUUGACUAACGAGUGGCCAAGUGGGGUCACAAAUGGAGUAGCUGCUUCAGACAUUCCUGCCGGAUUCUCAGAUUCUACAGGCAGCGAUUCAACCAUAUCAGAGUUAGUGCAAGAGAUUAAACCACGUUAUCAUAUUGCAGGUUCUAAAGGUAUAUACUAUGCCCGUGAACCAUAUUCAAAUGUUGAUGCCGUGCACGUUACUCGUUUCAUAGGGCUUGCGUCUGUUGGAAAUAAAGAUAAGCAGAAAUUUAUUCAUGCGAUUUCUCCAACACCUGCAUCUACCAUGUCUUCAACCGAGAUUGCCAUGAAAACCACCAAUACCACCUUAUCACCAUACACAUUUGCGGGGGGAAAAGCUUCUCCGAAGGAUACGGUAAAGAGAUCCAGUGACGGUAUCUCUGAUUCUCAACAUUGGAGAUAUGAUGUUCCACAAAAGCGACAGAAACAUGAAGCUGGAGACAAGUUGUGUUUCAAAUUUGUCUCUUCCGGCUCUUGUCAAUGGGGAGAGACAUGUAAUUUUCGACAUGACACAGAUGCAAGGGAGCACUGUCUGAGAGGUGUUUGUUUUGAUUUUCUGAACAAGGGAAAAUGUGAAAGGGGCCCAGACUGCCGCUUUAGACACAGCUUGCAGGAUGAAGGUGAUAAGUUUCCUUCUAGGAAGCCUGGAUCAGAAAAUACAAGGUCUAGCAGAUCAAGAGACUGUUGGUUUUGCCUGUCAAGUCCCAGUGUGGAGUCGCAUUUAAUCAUAAGCAUUGGGGAAAAUUCUUAUCUAGCAUUGGCUAAAGGACCACUCGUUGAAGACCAUGUGCUUAUAGUACCAGUUGAGCACAUGCCAAAUACCUUAUCUCUUUCUUCUGAAUCUGACGUUGAGCUCUUAAAGUUGCAGAACAGUCUCAAGAGAUAUUGCAAGAACCAAGAAAAGGAAGUCAUUUUUUUUGAGUGGGCUUCCAUACGUGGAACUCAUGCCAAUCUUCAGGCCAUUCCCAUUCCAUUUUCCAAAGCAGUUAUGGUUGAAAAAGCAUUCAAUUUAGCUGCAGAGAAGUUGGGAUUUAAAUUUGAGGAAAAGAAAUUCGACAGCAUUUCUGAUGGAAGAAAGUUUUUGAAGACCCAAAUUGAUGGGAAUUCAAGCUUGUUCUAUGCUGAAAUCCCAGGAGGCACAAUUCUGCUGCACCAUGUUGAGGAGAAAGACACUUUUCCCGCCCAAUUUGGACGCGAGGUUCUGGCAGGGUUGCUUAAUAUGGCAGAUAACGCCAAUUGGAGGAAUCACAAACAUAACAAAGAUGAAGAGAUGAAAAUCGUUGAAGAUUUCAAGGACCGAUUUGAAGAAUAUGAUCCAAACCGUUGAUUGUUCAUACAUUAAAUUCUCAAUUUACAAUGAUGCCAUGAUGAUUAUGCUGACUCGUUCGCACAAGAUUUCAAACUGAGAGGUGUUCAUUUAAUUUUUCAAUAAACACUUUCUGUUUAUUGGUUAUUUGAACCAGCUGAUUUUACAUGAUUUAACCUCAUGGAUUGGUGCUUAGGAUGCGACUUGGUAGUCCUACAGGAUCUCAUCACUUUUAUCAGCUGUUCCUACGGUGAGCUUCAUUUUCCUUUCAUAUGGACUUCUUGAAGCUUGUGUCUCUAAGUCUGAAUUGGCAACUUUUGUGAGACUAUGUAUGCACACUGUAUAGACAACUCAACCUUGGUAUUGUCAUUCUACAUAUUUUCCAGGCGGUGAAUGGCCAAGCUUAAGUGGUUGUACCCUAUCUCCUAGGUUUAUGCAUUGGUCAACAAGCAGCUGCCGCAUUUAUGUUUUGUAACUGUUGGAUCUGCACCUGCUUUAUGUAAGUUAAGAUAAUAGUUUCGAGAGGCAGGGAGGUUGAGGGUAAGAAUGAAGAUCUGUUUCAACUUUCGCUCGGAAUCAUAUCCUUUUAUUCAAUGUUCAGAUAAAAGAUUUGUACUUGCAUUUGCCUAGAGUGAAUUCCUAUAAUUUGUUCAGAAAUGUAUAUUUUUCUCAAUGGUCGGCUUCAACCUUUCUAUGGAAAGUCAACUCUCGAGACUCUAUUUGUUUUGAUAUUUAUUUUCUUGUUCUUAUGAUUUGAUUCUUCAUUUUCA